Messenger RNA from Nanorana parkeri, 1108 nucleotides. RefSeq names its product protein arginine methyltransferase 6 (gene PRMT6). Lineage: Eukaryota; Metazoa; Chordata; Amphibia; Anura; Dicroglossidae. The transcript has a single exon. Gene Ontology annotation, biological process: peptidyl-arginine methylation. The record is from RefSeq and is a predicted model, not a curated record. The coding region runs from base 32 to 1108 and encodes 358 amino acids. Gene Ontology annotation, molecular function: protein-arginine N-methyltransferase activity.
CUGCUGUUAGCUCCGUCUCGCUCACUACUGCAUGCUCCAUAAGAAAGUCACUGUCCAGGCACGCUGUGCAGGAAAGGAUCCCAGCAUGGCAUUGCUCAAGAAAAGGAAACUUGACAAAACUGAGCAGGACUGUGAGUAUUUCCAGUGUUACUCAGAUGUCACCAUACACGAAGAAAUGCUCUCAGAUACCGUACGAACGAACACAUACAAGACAGCCAUUUUUCGCAACCAAGAUGCUCUCUGUGGUAAAACCGUGCUGGAUGUAGGUGCUGGCACAGGCAUCCUCAGUGUAUUCUGCGCACAGGCCGGGGCGGCUAAAGUCUAUGCCGUGGAAGCCAGCACCGUGUCCCAACUGGCGUGCGAUGUUAUAAAACACAACGGAAUGGAGGGCAAGAUCGAAGUGAUCUCUAGCACGGUGGAAAACGCUGAGAUACCAGGUCAAGUCGAUGUCAUUGUCAGCGAAUGGAUGGGGUACGGCCUUAUGCAUGAAUCGAUGCUAAGCUCUGUGUUAUAUGCUCGUGACAAAUGGCUUAAACCUGGCGGACUGAUAUUCCCAUGCCACGCGGAUCUCUUCCUCGUUCCUAUUAACGACAAUGCCGUGGAGGAGAGGCUGGACUUCUGGGGUGGAAUGAAGGACGUGUAUGGAGUGGACAUGUCCUGCGUGGAAACGUUUGCACGGAAGUGCAUCAUGGGUAAAGACAUGGUGGUGUGCCCAAUAUACCCAGAAAAUAUGCUCUCCCACCCAGUGAAGUUUGCCAUGUUGAACCUUGACACCAUCACGCUGGAAGACAUCGCCAACAUCACAGGUUCCUUCAGAUUCUGCUGCUAUGGUUCCUCUUUGAUGCAUGGAUUCGCCAUCUGGUUUUCUGUCAGUUUCCCAGGAGAGAAAGGAGUUACGUUAUCUACAUCUCCGUAUGGUCAAGAGACGCACUGGAAGCAAACUUUGCUGUACCUGGAGGAAGAGGUACAUGUAGAGCAGGAUACAGAGAUUUCUGGGGACAUCUGUAUGUCAUCUUCUGAAAUCAACCCAAGACAUUUAUGUGUAUCCAUCACCUACUCUAUAGGUGGAGGUGCUCGAAGGACAAGGAACUUCCAGAUGGGGAAUUGA